AUGACCAAUAGAGGUGUGGAUUGUUCUGUUGAAUGUAUUGGCAGCAUCCAAGCUAUGAUCUCAGCAUUUGAAUAUGUCCAUGAUGGUUGGGGUGUUGCUAUUCUUGUUGGUGUGCCAAGAAAAGAUGAUGUUUUCAAAACUCAUCCUAUGAACUUCUUGAAUGAGAGAACUCUCAAGGGUACCUUCUAUGGUAACUACAAACCCCGAAUCGAUCUUCCUAAUGUUGUGGAGAAGUACAUGAAAGGGGAGUUGAAACUUGAGAAAUUUAUCACUUACACCGUUUCGUUUCCAGAGAUUAAUAAGCCUUUUGAUUUGAUGCUGAAAGGAGAGUCCAUCAGGUGCAUCAUUCGGAUGGACGAAUAA
Messenger RNA from Arachis stenosperma, 363 nucleotides. Its product is annotated as alcohol dehydrogenase 1-like. The transcript is spliced from 3 exons. NCBI's taxonomy places the organism in Eukaryota, Viridiplantae, Streptophyta, Magnoliopsida, Fabales, Fabaceae. The record is from RefSeq and is a predicted model, not a curated record. Gene Ontology annotation, molecular function: S-(hydroxymethyl)glutathione dehydrogenase [NAD(P)+] activity; zinc ion binding. Gene Ontology annotation, biological process: formaldehyde catabolic process. Gene Ontology annotation, cellular component: cytosol. Bases 1 to 363 code for a protein of 120 amino acids.